Molecule: messenger RNA, 3765 nt
Organism: Procambarus clarkii (red swamp crayfish)
Lineage: Eukaryota; Metazoa; Arthropoda; Malacostraca; Decapoda; Cambaridae
Source: RefSeq, a predicted model, not a curated record
AGGUUAUUGGAACGGCUCAGGUCUUUAGACUUCUCCAGUGACCCAGUCUGUAGUGUAACAAGGCGGGUGUUUGGCCCAAGUGAUUAGUAUACCAUACCAGUUCUUUUUAUCCAUACAUAUAGUGAGUUUAAGACUAGGGCGCGCUUGUUAAAUCAAGAAAAUAAUUUUGUAGUGCAAGAUAUAGGGAAUAAUCGCCGAGAGCAAGAGAGCUCAAUACAGGAGGGUGCGAAGUCUACCUCGACCGCCAUCAUGAGACCGCCUGCCCAGGAUGAAUGCCAAACGUAUGAGGACCUUCUAGAUGAAUUUGUAAUAAUAUCGAGCGAACCAGAUAGCGAAGAGGAUGACGAAUGGGUGACGGAGACAGGAGAGACCAUCACCACUUCCACCUUGAAGGAGGAGGUGCUAGUGGAAGGAGCAGCUGGGAGCAUACAUAACACAUUCCUGUUGUCGGCUGCAGCCUGUGCCACUGCCGCUACACUGGACCGUAGUACUGCCUCGCCACACCAUACUCAACCGCAUUUUGAUUCUGAUACUCAUUCACAGCUAGAGGCACCUUUAGAAGCUGCAGAUCUGGAAGUACUUUGUCAUCUGACCUCCAGUGAUUCUUGUUCACUGGACGUAGCUGCAGCUGCCUUGACGCAUAUGGUCCUAGAAACAGUAGGUGGUGCAGCAGCAGCCACAGUGGGAGACAACAGCAGUACACCGGGGGAUAGGCAGCGCACCUUGGUGGAGGCUUGCAUGGACAGGGAUGUACUAACUGUUCGCAGGCUACUUGAUGAAGGCGGGUCUGUUCAUGAGACCACAGAAGAGGGAGAUAGCCUACUGGCUCUUGUUUGCUCUCUAGGAUAUUACGAAAUAGCACAAGUUCUUCUUGCAAUGCAUGCCAAUGUGGAUGAUAGAGGCAUCAAUGGGGACUGUAGCCCCUUGAUAGAAGGGGUCUAUGCAGGACAUAUCGAAAUAGUCAAGCUGUUGAUUGCCCACAAUACUGAUGUUAAUGCGCAAUCAUCACUUGGCUCUACAGCUCUCAUGUAUGCCUGUGCACGUGGCCACAUUGAUGUAGUAAAGGUUUUACUCCAUCAUGGUGCAAAUGUUGAAGACCAUGACAUGGACGGCCACACCCCACUGAUGCUUGCUGCUUUAGAGGGUCACGUGGAGAUUGCCAAGAUACUAUUAGAAAAAGGUGCAGGAAUCAACACCCACAGCAGUGAAUUUAAAGAAUCUGCAUUGAUUUUAGCCUGCAACAAGGGCAACUCAGAGAUGGUUAAAUUUUUGCUUGGUGCUGGAGCUGAUCAAGAACAUAAGACUAAUGAAAUGCACACUGCCCUGAUGAAGGCCAGCAUGCAUGGCCUUGUGGAGGUUGCACGCCUUCUUCUUGACUCUGGUGCGCAGGUGAACAUGUCUGCCGGCAGCUUUGAGUCACCCCUGACCCUGACUGCUUGUAGUGGCCACACUGACCUUGCACUCCUACUUUUAGAAAGAGGAGCAAAUAUCGAGGAGGUAAAUGAUGAGGGAUACACCCCUCUCAUGGAGGCUGCAGGGGAAGGACAUGAGGAGAUGGUCACAUUGUUGUUGGCUCAUGGUGCAGACAUUAAUGCACAAACGGAAGAGUGCCAAGAGACUGCAUUGGCAUUAGCAUGUUGUGAAGGCUUUAGGGAUAUUGCUGAUCAUCUUAUCAAGGCUGGAGCAGACUUAGAACUUGGGGCCUUAACGCCACUAAUAGAGGCAGCACAAGAGGGCCACCGAGACCUGGUUGAGUAUCUGAUUGAAGCUGGUGCUAAUGUCAAUGCCCAGACACCAACAAGAAAAACUGCACUAACUUACGCUUGUGAGAAAGGGCACACCGAUGUUGCUGACCUCCUGUUACAGGCCGGAGCUAAUAUGGAGCAUGAGAUUGAAGGUGGAUGCACACCAACGACUUGUUGGGCAGGUCACCUUUGCAUUUUGCCGUUCAUCUGUGUACAGGGUGUAAAGGAUGAUGUGACCAAGACGACCACCAAUGACUACACACCACUUUCCUUAGCCUAUGCAGGUGGUCAUGUUUCUGUGGUGGCAUUGCUGCUGUGUCAUGGGCCUGACCCUCAUCACAAGCACAAGAACAAUUGUACCAUGGUGCUGGAGGCCAGUCGUGGUGACACGAAGGUGGUGCAGCUCCUUGUUGAGUUUCCCACCUCCAUUUCCCAUCUUCCUAUUGUUGUCGCGCCUGAACCCAGUGUGUCGGGUGACAGCACAGGAGUGGUCGGAGUGUUGACUAGUGUGCCCUUGCUGGAGGAAGAGCCUCCACACCUCACCAUGAAUUUCACUGUGAUUCCAGGCCUAUCUCCUAAAACACUUUACAUCCUCAAUGAAAAUCAAGCCAUAUAUGAUAUAUUUCGACAACUAGAUGGUCUACCUGGAGGAUCUACUACCGUCUCUAGUACUCAAGCCUCUGUUACUAAGGUAAACUGUAGCAAGACUAAUUGUAACACUUCCACCAUGGCCCCUGACCUUACUCCUGCCACUGGGGACAAGACUUCCACCAUGGCCCCUGACCUUACUCCUGCCACUGGGGACAAGACUUCCACCAUGGCCCCUGACCUUACUCCUGCCACUGGGGACAAGACUUCCACCAUGGCCCCUGACCUUACUCCUGCCACUGGGAACAAGACUUCCACCAUGGCCCCUGACCUUACUCCUGCCACUGGGAACAAGACUUCCACCAUGGCCCCUGACCUUACUCCUGCCACUGGGGACAAGACUUCCACCAUGGCCCCUGACCUUACUCCUGCCACUGGGAACAAGACUUCCACCAGUGAGGCUCAAACUGUGGGUGAUGAACAGCUUGGGGUUGGUGGAGUACUAGUGUCAGCCGAAGCUCCAUACAUGGUUGGUGAUGAAACUGUUCCAUGCAAUGGGUCAGCGGGUAAUGGACCCACUGGAGUAUGCCCUUAUCCUGCUGGAAAAUUCUGCCCUCUGGUUAAUGUAGAUAUCGAGAUACAUGCCAACCAUGACACACCCCUGACUUUGGCUUGUGCAGGUGGCCACGACGAAUUGGUGCAGCUUCUACUUGCUCGAGGCGCCGAUAUAGAGCACAGAGACAAGGCGGGAUUCACCCCCUUGAUUGCAGCAGCUUUUGCAGGACGUGCCAAGGUAGUAGAAACUUUACUCACUGCAGGUGCGAAUAUUGAGGCUCGGACUAACUUCACCCAGGAGACUCCUCUCUGUAUUGCAUGCUCAGGAGGCAAAUACAAGGUGGUAGAAAUUCUUCUCCAGCGAGGUGCCAAUAAGGACCAUAGAAGUGCAGUGGACUACACUCCUCUUGCUCUGGCUGCAGCUAAUGGCUCUGUUGACAUCAUUAAACUGCUGCUUAACAAUGGCACAGAGAUCGACUCACGCACAGGAUCCUCGCUUGGUAUCUCCCCACUCAUGCUUGCUGCCAUGAUUGGUCAUGUGGCAGCGGUGAAACUACUAUUAGACAUGGGCUCAGACAUCAAUGCUCAAAUAAAGUACAAUUGGAACACUGCCCUUACCCUGGCUUGUUUCCGAGGUCAGCACGAAGUUGUAUCACUUCUCCUUGACCACAAAGCUAAUGUUGAACACCGUUCCAAGGCUGGAGUAACACCUCUGAUGGAGGCUGCAAGUGGUGGCUUCGUUGAGGUAGGGCGUGUCCUGCUUGACAAUGGGGCAGAUGUCAAUGCUCCACCUGUACCAUCUUCUCUAGACACUGCCCUCACCAUCGCAGCAGAGAAAGGCCAUUAUAAAUUCGUGGAACUUCUUAUACAACGGUAA